Messenger RNA from Dama dama (fallow deer), 6497 nucleotides. RefSeq names its product zinc finger protein 705A-like. Gene Ontology annotation, molecular function: DNA-binding transcription repressor activity, RNA polymerase II-specific. The transcript is spliced from 8 exons. Gene Ontology annotation, biological process: negative regulation of transcription by RNA polymerase II. NCBI's taxonomy places the organism in Eukaryota, Metazoa, Chordata, Mammalia, Artiodactyla, Cervidae. The record is from RefSeq and is a predicted model, not a curated record. Bases 2198 to 3250 code for a protein of 350 amino acids.
UAGAUGGUCCCUUCUUGCCCUCCUCUAUACUCGUAGGAUGUAGAGCAGGUGAGCAAUUGCCUGGUUCUGGGCGCACCUAGAAAAUGCUACGGAGCCUCCAGGUGGCAAGGACCUCCUCUGUAGUUUCCAUUCUUCUCCUGUUGUAUCUAUUCCAGGGCCUCCAAGGACUCUAGGAAAAUUUUCACUGAGCCUGGUCAGCUGUGGGCUUCCUUCCCAGGCUUUGCAGGCAGGAUCAAAUGGUUGCUGGUCCCCAAUAUGACUUAGAAUGUUUUCCAGAGGCUCAGGCAGGCCAGGAUGUCCUUAUCUAGUCUCUUCUGUCAAAAUGGCCACUUCUGGCCUCCUGAGAGAAACUUGGGAAAUUGAUGGACACUCAUUUCUGGAAAGGACCCUGGAAUGACUUGAAAGCAUCAGUGUAUUUGUAUGUAUUUGUGGAACCCUCUGUAGUCCGUUCAGGAAACUUGGUGCCCUGUGUGAACAGAGAAAGGUGAGUCAGUGUUUUUUAACAACAAUGAUAAAUCAUAAUUGUUGUAAUAAGCACCGUCACGGUGAUGAAUGUCAGUAAUGAUAAUGGUCCUAUGAUGGGAGCAAUAGCUCUCCGUUCCCUCCUUCCACGUCUCCUGUCAACUAUCUAAGACUGUUGUCUCUACUGUAUUGUUCUGUGUAUUUUUUUAUAUGUUUUAAUCCUUCUUUAUUGAAUUAAAUCAUAACAUUAUUUUUGUCAUAUCAUUUCCUUUGUUAUCUUUACCGUUAAUGUGGAUUUUUUAAGUUGCAGACUUGUCUUUCACAGUUUUCAAUUUCUCUCUGAUCCUUUCAAUAGUUUUUACUUGAUUUUUACUUAAUUCUUUUAUCUCUUGCUCAUUUUAAAGCCUGUCAUCCACAUAAAUGAAUGAGUUUUUAGCACUGUCUGUUCUCUUUUCUCUGCUCUCCCAAUAUGGUCUCUUCUCUUAAAUUACUAAUAAAUCUUUAUUUUACUUCAGAAGUUUUGGAGCCCUGUCAAGUCAUUUUUCCUUCUGAUGUCUUAUAAUUUCUUAUUUUCAUUCUUGUGAUAUGCUUUGAAGUUCUGUUAAUUAAGGUUUUUAAUAGUUUAAUAGUUUGUUUUAAGGUUUUUAAUACAAACUAUUAAAUUUUAUACACUAAUUUUAUACACUAAAAUUAUUGUAUAAUUUUUAUAAAUGAUGUUCUGCUCCAAGGCAAAGGAAUCUGAAUAUAAUAUUCAGUCUCUUUUCCAUGCCAGUCUCUCUUACACUUUAGUCUUUUUAAUAAUUACUGCUUUGGUUAUUUUUUCUAAGUCUUUUUCAUUGAGUUGGGUUCUCCUUAAGCCACAUGAAUUCAUGGUGAUAGUUUGGAGAAAGGUAUCAGCUCCCAUGGGGCUACCUUUAUUUAUAGUUCUCACCUACUGGUGACCUUUGAUGCCUUCUGUUUGGAAGCGUGGGGAAAGCACAGUGAUAGCUAGAUAUGUUCCUUGCCAUUCACAGGGCUGUUCUGUUUUGUGUGCAUAGGGGUUCCCUGGAUAUCUUUUAUGUCCUUAGAAGAAAAACUCUAAAAGUAAGAAAAUUAUUUUACAUUUCAAUUUAAAUCUGCCUUGAGGUCAAAACCUACCUAACCCCAUGGACAAUGCCUGAGUAGUCUUACUAGAUCUUCCUUCUCUUUUUGACUCAGUACGUAAACUGUGUUGACGGAGUAGCUUCUGGACAUUGUGAACUGUCCUCAGUAUUGACAGCCUUUCCCCAGUUAUCAGAUCCUUGCAUUAAUCUGAGGCUUUUCUUACAGAUCUGAUUGACAGUACUAUCCUCCUUGUUGGGUGACUCACAGAGGAAAAUAAGAGGAAACAGUGCCCAGAAUUCUAUUUCUCACCCCCACCCCCAGACAUUUAAAUCACCCUCCAGAUCCUUGGUCCCCUCAAUUCGCCCCAGAAGAUUCUUGUUCCUCUUCAGAGUGUGUGCCUACAACAGGCAGCGAGCGAGCCUGAGAACCACCCUGGCACUGCUUGUCUCUGGGAUGCGGACAGCAUUCUCCCUCCUGUGUAUCACAGAGAAGAUUCAGGUUUCCAGGGUCUGUCAGCUUUGGAAGAUGCUGGUUGAACAUUCUGCUCCAUGGAGACAUGUACCUGACAUCUUACAGACUUUGCCUGCUUAAUGCUGGGACUGUCUGUGAGUGAAAACCCAGAGAAAGACUGCUGGCAACUGAGUUAUUGACAAUGCAGCCAUUGGAAUCAGUGACGUUUGAAGAUGUAGCUGUAGACUUCACCCAGGAAGAAUGGGCCCUGCUGGACACAUCCCAGAGAAAACUGUUCAGAGACGUGAUGCUGGAAAAUAUCAGUCAUCUGGUCUUCGUGGGGUAUCAGCAUUGCAAAUUGGAUGUGAUUUUCCAGCUGGAGCAAGGUGAAGAGCUGUGGAUUGAAGGAAGAGGAUUUUUCCAAAGCCACAGUCCAGGCAGGGAAAGUGCCUUUAAAGAAGAAUUGUUAGCCACACAGCAUAUCAGCAAGAAGGACACAUCUACAAUCAUCCCAAUGCAGACAUUUCACGCUCCAGAGGAUCCCUGUGAAUGUAAUGAUUUGGGAGAAGAUUUCAGUCCUAGCUCCACACUGAGUCAACAUUUGUUAACUCACACAGAAAAGACACCCAAUAUCAGCAAAGAGUAUCAAAAAUCCCAUAGUGACCAGUCAUACCUUAAUCCACAUAAGCAGAUCCACACCAGAGGUAAAUCAUGCGAGUGCCAUCUGUGUGGCAAAGCCUUCAGCAAUUGCUCUAGCCUUAGAAGACAUGAGAUGACCCAUACUGGAGAGAAACCGUAUGAAUGCCAUAUCUGUGGGAAUGCCUUUAUUCAAAGCUCUGACCUUAGAAAACACAAUCUGACUCACACUGGAGAGAAGCCGUAUGAAUGUCAUCUCUGUGGAAAAGCCUUUAGUCAAUCCUCCAACCUCAGACAGCAUGAGAGGACGCACACUGGAGAGCAACCGUAUGAAUGUCAACUCUGUGGGAAAACUUUCAGUAAAUGUUCUGCUCUUAGACGUCACGAGAGAACUCACACUGGAGAGAAACCGUAUGAAUGUCAUCUCUGUGGAAAAGCCUUCAGUCAGUGUUCUGCCCUUAGGCGACAUGAGGGAACCCACAAUGGAGAGAAAAUUAUGAAUGUCUUCACUCCUUCCACACAGCUCAGCUCCACUCCUUCCAGCUUCCCACCAUCAGCUCUCUUCAUCCACACCCUGGUGGCAGUGUUCAGCCCACUGGCUGGUUUCUCAGGCGCCUGACCCUGGCCCACCGUAUGGACAGUGUCAUGGACACCUAGUGUGAACCGCUAAGUAGUCCCCAGCCUGGCUCUGCCCUGGGGCAGCUACAUGGGGCCAGAGAGACGCAGCUCUGCUGUUCCAGGCCAAGAACACUCCUUAGGAAGAUUUUUCUGUGAAGCCUCUGAGUUGAACUAAUUGGGGGCAGAGUUCAUUGUACAACCCCAUCCCACAUUUUAUUCAGGUGAGUCCUUAGUUAUGCACCUACUCAGCCUCCAAACAGGCUGCUGUGCCACCCUCCAACCCCCCCAACACACACACAGUGGCCCUGGAAAGAAGACCCAAGCAAUAUAAUAUCCCCUAACCUCUCAGAUACCACAGAAGCCCUUCUUAUCAUUAACUUAAUGUUCUUUUCCCCAAGCGAAAUGAAAGUUUUUCAAAGGAGGUCUCCCCUGCUUUUUGCUCCCAGGGCUUGGAAAUGUAUUGCCUUUCAACACACUUCUACACUGAGCCUGUAUCUGUAGGGGAGGUACUCUCAAGAGAAUACUAAGCAGAUGGGUGCUCUUCCCAAAACUAACACAAUCACCAAAUCAUGGUCUGAGGCCAAUUAAAUAAGCACAUCUCAGGGUGAAACAUAAUUUUUUUGAAAGGUGAUUCUACUGUUCAGCUAGGGUGGAAACAGGUCAUGUGUGAGGAUGAUGAGCAAAAUUCAACAUCUUGGUGUUUUGGCUGGAGAGGGAUCGGCUGUGAUCAGGGAAGUCCCUAUUAAUAUUUUUAAUAAACACAGGUGAAAGCCCAUAGUACUUUUAGCUCCAGAAUAUCUAUUUACUCCAUUUUAUAAUCUCUAUGUUGGGAAUUCCCUUGUGGUCCAGGGAUUGGGACUCUGCUCUCAUUGCAGAGGGCCCAGGUUCAAUCCCUGGUUGGAGAACUAAAAUCCCGUAUCCCAAGGGCACAGCCAAAAAAAAAAAAACCUCUUAAUUGAAACUCGUGAUUUGAUGAAGCAUCAUUUGCCUGUUUCCUUUACUUCUUGGAGCAACAUUGAGACAGUUGUUUAAAGCCUUUUUCUAGUAACUCCAAUGUCUGUCCUUCCUCAGGGACAGUAUCUGUUAAUUUUCUUUUUCUCCUAAGGAUGGGAUGUAUUUUCUUGUCUCUUUGCAUGAAGUACUGGAUAUUUUGAAUAUUACAAUGUGUCUAGAAAUGAGACUCUCCUGCCUUCCUGAGAUUUGUUGACAUUUGAUGUGGUUUGUGCUUAUUUGUUUAUUGAUUUUCUGAACUUUGUGUAAAAGGUUUUGUUAUGUAUGAUACACCAUUGAGGUCUGUAUUACUUUAGUGGCCACCUUGUGGUUUGAGAGAGAUCUCCUUAAACACUAGAGCCAAAACCAAAAAGCCCCCCCUCCACACAAAAUACUCUGCCAGUAUCACCAGAUCUCUGUGUUGGUGCUUUUUUUAAAGCUUAGCCAGGAAGUUUACAACUCUGUCUCACCCUUCCCUCACUGCUCGCUCUUACUAUCUUGCAUCACCGUGCAAGAUUUGAGGAUCCACCUUCUUAAACUGAGAAACUCUGUCCUUGUAUAUAUAUGUAACUACAGCGUGAGAUGAUGGACUACACCAAGGAAAGAAAACCACCAUCUGAAAACGCAGAGGUAGGUAGCAGAGAGGGUGGUUUUCACUUCCUGUGAGGUAAACAGCAGUGAGAAGCCUCCCCAAUAACAUGAACUAAAACCUAGUAAUAGGUAAGAAAGCAGGUCCUCAAAUCUUUUGAGAAGUUCUUCUAUAAGAUAUGUGUAAGAUCUAGAAACUCCUCUAAGUUUGAAUACAUGAGAUAUUGAAUGAUAGGCAGAACUGUCUAAAACUGGCUCUAGUGUUGCCUGAUCAGAGAAAAAGCCAUUCACGUGCAUGGGUCUCCCCUUACCCACUGCUCUGUAACCCUCCUCAUCACAAUGCCCAGGGCCUAGUCACAGUCUUAUUAUGAGCCAUCCAAGAGAACAACCUCCCAGUUUCUAGUCUUUUCCAUAUGGGAGGGCAACCUCCAGGUGAUAACUGUGCUGGACUCAAAAGAUUAAUAUCACCACCACAUUUAAUAUUCAAAGGUACGCCUUACUCAGUUUAUUAGUUCCUGAAGACAAAUCUGUCCUUUAGGGAAAACUAGCCCAGAGAAAGGUUACCAACUGGUGAUUCAUGAUCACACGCUUAUGGAACCUUCCGAAAAGCAUCUUUGAAUUGACCGAGAACUAUAGUUAUAUUCACGUUCUACUGCAUUGAAUAAAGACAAUAUUUCUUAGGGAUUUUCACAUUUUAAAAACUUUUAAUUACAGUGUUAUAAAUCAAACACGAUUGAGAUGAAAACAAAGUCAAUUUCCUCUUGCAGCCCCCAGGCAGUGAGAGCCCUCAGGGUCUAGAACAGCAGGAUUCGAUGGCAUGUCGGCUACAGUCAUGUCUGGAAUUCAAAAGAAAAACCAAUAAGAUUUUGGACAACCUAUACUAGAACUUCUAGUAUGAAAGUAGAAGGUGAAUUUAAAUGAUAGUAAUUACAAUAUUGAUGAUAUAGUAAUUAAUGAAAACAUUAAUGAUGGAAUAUUUUAGUGGUAAACAAAUUACAACUUCAUUAAUGUGAUAUAUGCUUAUACUGAAUUAUGCAGUAAUUAAUGAUACUAUCAAAUAAUGAAGUACUGUUAACAUAGUCUACUAAUAUAUCAGAAUUUGAAAGAUAUGUUAAAAUUUUAAUAGAAUGCUUUCUAACAUUCUCAGUAAUAGUUAUAUAAAAGUUGUGUGAGAUAUUAUUUAUUCAACAAAUAAAAUGAUAUUUCUCAACACCAGUUUUAGGUUUACAACAAAAUUGAGAAUGUACAGAGACUGCUCCUUCCCCCAAACCACACAGUCUCCUACAUUAUCAACACCACUACUAGAUGGUACAUUUUUUAAUAAAGAUGAACCUACACUGACGCAUCACAAUCAUCCAUGGUCCACAGUUUGCAUUACAGUUUGCUCUUGGUGUUGUACAUUCUGUGAAUUUGGACAAAUGUAUAAUGACAUGUAUCCAUCAUUAUAAUGUCAUACAGUAUUUUCACUGCUCUAAAAGUCCUCUUUGCUGAUUAACUUUUUAAAAAGUGUACAUUUACAAAAGAAUGAGUUAUCUGAAAUUAUAUUUUAAUGGCUUUUAAUUUUCCAUGUAAUAAAAUUAUUGUCACCAUUUAUUUAUGAAGAAUUCCUAGUAUUGGUUAAUGUCCUCAUCUGAAAUGUCAAGUAAUUCACACUUGGCAUACUUUACAUA